Phaeoacremonium minimum UCRPA7 is the source of this 3918-nucleotide messenger RNA. RefSeq lists its product as hypothetical. Lineage: Eukaryota; Fungi; Ascomycota; Sordariomycetes; Togniniales; Togniniaceae. The record is from RefSeq and is a predicted model, not a curated record. Bases 1 to 3918 code for a protein of 1305 amino acids. The transcript has 6 exons.
AUGACUUCAGACAACGUACAGGUACCGUUGGCCAGUACUCAGCCAGCCGAGCCUAAGGCAACUGGCUCGACCUCUUGGGUCCACGUGUGGUGUGAAAAUGGAUGGAAGAUUCCUGAUCCCGUCAUGGGUUACUACACUCGCUUGCCCGAGAACGCGGCAUGCAAGUGGUCUACGGAUCAGGGAAAGAACCCGAAGCGCGUUGUUCAUCAUCCUCUUCCGGAGCGCCCAUUCGACCAUUGGGGAGACGAGAAGGUCCACCAGUUGGCUGCCCAUUUCCGCCAGAAGUACCCCCAGGACAUGGCUGGUCUGAAGCGACCGGUGCUGUUCGAGGAUCUGUACGAGUACUUCGACGGCAGAGACUUGUAUUUCCAAGGCGCUUGGAACCUCUGGAACCUCAUCAAUAUGCUUUUUGACGAGAACCUCCUAUUGGCGCCUGAGCUCCUCGACGCUUUGCGCAAGGAGACUGACGAUUGGGUCACCGGUUGGGCAAGCUUCGUCCCCAAUCGUCGAAGGCUUAUGAACUGGGAUCGCAAUCUGGACGUGCUCACAGUCCUCUGGCCUAGUGAAUGGUCUUCAAGUGGUAUCUCCGAACUUGACGAGUCAAAGCUGGGCAUGCUCCGAGUCUCCUUCGUCAACUACUAUCGUUGCCUGACUGGCUAUAAUCAUGCGGUUUCCCCCCCUAUUGAUGGGAACCGUGAUUCGCAGAAUGGCCAUGCAGUCACGACGUGGCUCAAGCAAACAUACCCCUCUCAGGGAUUCACGCCGCCUUUCAACAGCGUUUCUCAUGUGGACCAUAACCAUAAACCAACCGGACUUGCCAACACUGUUCAGAACAAGCCUACGGGCCCGAAGCACCCUGUUAUUGUGAACGGGUCGAAGUCAGUGGUUCCAAGAAUCAGGAGAUCGGAUGACACCUCUCCCCUUGCGAACAAGGGCAAGAAUGCCAAUCAAGACAGUGACAUGCUUCGAGUUGUCAGCACCGACGGUGGAAGUCCCGAUUCUGAAGGAACCUGGAAGAGCGACUCUUACUACAAGCCGGGACAGCCUUCGAAAGAGCAGGACGCCAAGAAGUCGCAUCAGUCAAGCAUCUCUGACCCAUCAGCUAACACAGAGCCAUUCCCGAAGCUCGCUGACUCUCUUCCGUUUCCCUACAAUUCUGCCACAGGAUACGAGUCGUCUUUUGUCAACCAAUCAGCUGGAGGCACUUACGUCGAGAAGCAAACUCCCUUGGCCGUCACCGGCUCUCAGAGGCCGCAAACUGCGGUACCCGUUCAACACAUGACCGCUGCCAAACAGGGUGCGCCGUUCACAAACGGAACCCAGAGCUCUCAAUUCUCUGGGUAUCCGCCACCAUUGUCACAGCCUCCGGUUAUCAAGACCCAAACCGCUCAAGUGCCUAAUGCCUACCAGGCACAUUUGCAUUCGACCCAACCAUUGCAAGCCCCAGUCACCAACGGCCCGAUGCUUAGUAUAAUGCAGCCAGGCCAGAUGUACGGCCCUGCUCCGCCGGAUCUCAUGGCCAUGCGUGGCUCUCAGCAAGUCCCGCCUCAAGGUGUUAAUGCUUAUACGGCUCAGACUACGCAGGCAGGGUUUCCCCAGCCUGUUACGCCGAUGAUGUACCCUCAGAUGGCAAUGCCUCGUCAUAUGGUAUCAAUGCCCAUGCAGACAUUCAAGCCGAAUCUUGUCACUCAGCCCCAGGAGAAUGUGGCCCCAAACCGCCGUUUCAGCAAUCAUAGCAAGGCGCGAACCUCCCCUCCCCGCAAUGGUUGGCAGACAAAGAUUCGAGACGAUCCCAUCCAUGGGGCCGUCAAGUACGGCCAGAUAGAGGAUCUUACGUGUCGUGGCCUAGGGCCUGGCCGUCCGCACGCAUACUUGAGAUUCUCACAUCAUACCCAGGCAUAUGCCACUAUUGCCGCUCUGCAAGGACCGAAGUACAUCAACAUUCCAGGCUUUGGUGAACGGGUGUUCGUGGGCUUCCCGUAUUACUCCAUGUAUUACAACAAGAGCCCUAGAUUCCAGAAUCGUCAUGCGUCGACUUCUGGAUCUAGUACUGCUACGGUCAAAGCCCCUCAAGGCUUCCCAUCUCAGCAAAUGCAAGCAGGGCGGGUUCCCGAGACCCCCUUCUGCAGAGUCCACGUCCGAGCCCAUGGAUCUCGCGAGCACGCCGUCGAGCAGCCCGGCCACUAUCGUCGGAAAUCAGCCAACAGCUCGGCGGCAUGCGGAUUCCCAGAGGUCCCCCCGUCCAAUUUCAAUCCCGAGAAGCAGGUCACUGACCAGACUCGAGAUUCUCCGGACCAGACCGAGCCCGAUCCUGAACAGCCUCGACAGAUUCAGGAUAAGAAGGUGAAGUAUAAGAAGAACAAGGCAAAGAAGAGGCUGGCAGAGAUUGCAUCCGGUAAUUCGGCUGGUGCUCAGGCUGAGCAGGUUGAAUCCCAGAGACCUCCUUCCUCAGCGUCACAGGGAUCUUCUACGCUUGGCGGCCAGAAGAAGCAGAAGAAGAAGAGUCACAGCAAGAAGAAGAAAGCACAGCCAUCUGAAUCUGCACAGGUUGUCGCUGCUGUACAGCCAGCUCCUGAAGCUGUGCAUGAAUUCACGGAGGAGCACACGGAGGCGAAGACAGAAGAGUACAUGGAGAAGAUUAAGAAUCUGUUUUCUCCCCCUACAACGGCUAACAACACACCUCCCGCGACUUCCCCCAAGGAGCCGGAAUCUGUUGUCGAGAAUAAGCGCAAGGGCUAUCGAGCCAAUGCUGGUGGCUCACUGAAGAUGCAGAAGAAUCGACCCCCUGCGCUAUCUCAGAACACCUUCAAGCGCCCUGAAGGCUCCGAGACUGCUCAGCUGUCCACCAUCGCUGAGGCGGCUCCCAAAGAAAUUGCAGAGAAAGCUUCUGAGAUUUCUCCGACUGCACAUGUGUUCACCAAUCAAAAGUUUGAGAUUGAUCAGAUGAAGUCGAAGGGACAGUCUUCCAAGGAGCCAAAGACUCAUGAGGCUACACCAAAGACUGAAGUCCGCAUUGGCUCUCUCCCACCUGGAUUCGACCCCUAUCCUCGUCCACCGCCAUCUGCGCGAGUGUCACCCCGUGAUGACGUCUUUUCCCCUAAGAAAGAUGACAAGAAGCCGCAAGAGACGUGGAUUCACGCCGAGAGUGUCAAGAAAACCACUCCCGAAGAUAACAAGCACUUCAUCACCCCAAGCCCGUCCCCGAGAAAGGCUACCGCCGCAACUCCUUCUUCGAUUAAGAGCAACCUGAACCCGUCUGCGAAGCCCUUCACUAUCCCGCCUCCUCGGUCACUUACCCCGACCAGCACCAUGCUGACGACGAGCACGAAGCAUGGUCGGCAGAGCUCGCACAUCUCGACGCAUUCCAGUGCGCCGUCUACCUCAUCGAGGGUCUCUAGUGACCGUCGAUACUUCACUCCGCUGGAGCAGACACCCAAGGGCGUUACGACUCCGCCUUCCCCGAAGAAGGGAAAGCAGUCCCAACGCCGCGGUUUUGGGGUCGGCGCUCCGCAGGAUGAGGGUAGCAACUACAAUAACAACCGCAAGAAGAACACUGCUCGUCCGUCCCAGCCUAAGGAGCAGAAGAAGAAGAGCAGCAAGCCAGCCGAGCCAGCGGCCCCGAAGAUGAGCGCUGACAAUUUCCCCGAACUACCGACCGCCAAGAAGCCCCUCGUGGAUGUAGCGGCGCCGAAGCUUAUAUUCCCAAGCACUGCGUGGCAGAAGCCGAAGGAGUCUGGAUCUCCACAGGGGUCUGGUUCGUCCAAGGCGUCUUCCAAGCAGGGAUCGCCUCAGGGACAGGAGAAGACACCGCCCAAGAAGGACGUAGAGAAGAGUCCAGUUGAGGAGGGCGAGUUGAGCCCCGCGGAGUGGCUGUUGCAGAAGCACCGCAAGGAGAGCAUGAGCUCUCAGAACGUUUGA